AUGGAAUCGAUGGAUGUUGACACUCAAAGCGAUCCCUCCCAAAGUAUCAUACAGUUUUUAGAAGCGAAUAUUCCCAAAUCGGACAUACCAAAUAUAAGAAACGAGUUGAAAAAAGAUUUAUUACUUGGCAAAACGAAAAGCAGAGUAAAAAAACAGAAAAAGAGAAAACCAAAAUUAUUCACUCGUAAGGAGAAAAGAAAUCUUGGUUUUUAUAACAUUCCAAGAGAAAGUGUUAAAUACAAGGAUGUAGAGCCAAUGCAUUUAUAUUGGGUAGAAUAUAUUAACCAAAUACUUGAGUUGGACAAACCUAUCCCUAAUGAAACAAGUAAACGAUGGGAGCAGUUCACUCAAUCCUUAUAUAAAGCAGAUUUUCAUGGAAGUAUGUUGCAUGUGGUUCGCUCCAAAUGUCCUAGCUAUAUUGACAAAAAAGGCAUUUGUAUAAUGGACACAAAAAAUACAUUUAAAAUAGUAUCUCCUAAUAAUAUUAUAACAACUAUACCUAAAAAGGAGAGUGUAUUUAGCUUGUGUGUUAAAAAUGUGAAAAUAACAUUAUUUGGCAAACACCUGAAUAUUAGGCCAGCAGAGAGAUCACAUAAAAAGUUUAAAAGUUUGGUGCAUCCAGAUUUAUACUGA
Molecule: messenger RNA, 633 nt
Organism: Leptosia nina
Lineage: Eukaryota; Metazoa; Arthropoda; Insecta; Lepidoptera; Pieridae
Source: the annotation of a GenBank genome assembly